AUGACUACCGAUUCUGAACAGCAACCCUUGCUACAACCUUCAAAACAUGAAGAGGUCUAUCGCAGAUUCACCCCUGCGAAGAAGAGAAUGAUUGUAGCCAUUGCCUCUCUCACCGGUCUUCUUCCUCUCUUCGUAUCGGGAACUUUUGUUCCUUCGAUACCUCAAAUAGCGAAAGACCUCAACUCAACCGGUGCGGUCGUAAGUCUGGCCGUCAGCCUUUCGGUGUUUGCGGCCUCGUUAGGUGCCCUCCUGGGAGCGUCAUAUUCUUCAUUCUAUGGCAGAAAGCCCAUAUACCUUACAGGAACACCUCUACUCUUUCUUGGGUCAAUGGGAGUUGCCUCUGCGCAAACAAUACCUCAACUCAUGACCUGGCGAUUCAUACAAGCCAUUGGCGCGUCACCUGGGUUGGCUGUAGGCUCCGGCGUGAUUGGAGAUAUCUAUAAGCUCGAGGAACGCGGGCAAGCUAUGGGAAUAUUCUUCUCGGCCGUCUUACUUGGUCCUGCUUUGGCACCGUUGGCUGGAGGUCUCGCAGCGCAUUAUUUCUCAUGGCGUCUCAUGCAACUCUCACUCGGAUUCGUCGGUAUCGCGGUAUUUUUCUGCAUUCUGCUCUUCUUCCCGGAGACCUACCAUCCCGGCGAACGGGGCAUCGACAAAGCGGACCCAGCAUCACUCCCAAGCUGGAGACCUGUGCUCAUCAACCCCUUGAGACCCCUGUGGCUCCUGAGGAGCCCAAACCUGCUGGCCGUUACCACUGCCGGAUUUAUGGCACUCAUCACUGAUUAUGUGCUCUUGAUACCACUAGCGUAUACGAUUGGUGCUCGCUAUGGUAUAACGAACGAAGCCCUGAUCGGCGCCUGCUUCCUCCCCGCCGGUCUUGGAAAUAUGAUUGGUGCGCCACUCGCAGGUCGCCUGUCCGAUCAGGUUGUCAUCCGAUAUCGAAAAGACCGAGGUGGGAUAUGGUAUCCCGAGGACCGCCUGCGUGCCACAAUAGUUGGCGCCUUAGUUUUCGUCCCGUUCUCCGUUCUCUUUUCUGGCCUGCUGACCGAGUACGUGCCUGGGAAGGUCGGCCUCGCGUUGAACCUGAUUUGCUUGUUCAUUAACGGCGUCGGGGUCGACUUUGUGCUCAGUCCGUCAGCGGCGUACUUUGUUGACCUGAUGCACUCCCGAAGUGCUGAAGCGAUGGCUGCGAACAACGGCUUCCGCUCUAUCGUCAUGUCCAUUGCGAUAGCAGCCAUCCUGCCCAUGAUAGAGAAGUAUGGCGUCGUGGUGACGAACACCGCUGGCGCCGUAUUAGGGUGGAUUGGAUUUGGACUCCUCUGGAUGGCGAUUACAUAUGGAGACCGCUUUAGAGCGAUGGCGGAUGUUGGAUUCUCGACGGCGGACAACAAUUAA
Messenger RNA from Cyclocybe aegerita, 1392 nucleotides. The record is from the annotation of a GenBank genome assembly. NCBI's taxonomy places the organism in Eukaryota, Fungi, Basidiomycota, Agaricomycetes, Agaricales, Hemipholiotaceae.